Molecule: messenger RNA, 1993 nt
Organism: Nymphaea colorata (pocket water lily)
Lineage: Eukaryota; Viridiplantae; Streptophyta; Magnoliopsida; Nymphaeales; Nymphaeaceae
Product: probable indole-3-acetic acid-amido synthetase GH3.1
Exons: 4
Coding region: 53-1879 (608 amino acids)
Cellular component (GO): cytoplasm
Molecular function (GO): acid-amino acid ligase activity
Source: RefSeq, a predicted model, not a curated record
UCUAUAUCGACAGCCCUUUCCGCUCAAAUUUCAGAGGGAGAGAGAGAGAGAAAUGGAGAAAGAAGGGAGUCUGAGGUUGAGGCGAAUUGCGAUGAAGAAGGAGGAGGUGGAGGCAUUGGAGUUCAUAGAAGAGAUGACGAGUCAUGUAGAUGAGGUGCAGCAGAUGGUGCUGGACGACAUCCUCUCCACCAAUGCCAACGCUGAGUACCUACAGAGGCAUGGGAUAUUCGGUGGAAGUACAGACUUGAAAACCUUCAAGUCCAAGCUGCCAAUCAUCGAAUACCAAGACAUCCUGCCCGAUGUACGAAGGAUAGCAAACGGUGAUCCUUCACCCAUUUUUUCCGCCCAACCUGUCACCGAGUUUUUAACCAGCUCAGGAACUUCAGGGGGUGAGCGGAAAAUGGUCCCGGUGAUUGCAAACCAUCAUGAAGGGACUUAUACAUUCUUCGGAUGGCUCAUUCCCGCCAUCUUGAACAAGUAUAUUUCAGGACUAGAUAAAGGAAAAGUCCUACACUUCUUCUCUACUAAAACAGAGACCAAGAGUCCAGCUGGAAUUAUCAUGCGGCCAAUACUUACAAGCUACUAUAAAAGUUCUCAAUUUCUUUGUAAGCACUAUGCUAACAUCAAUUACACCAGCUCCAUUCCCUCCAUCCACUGCACAGAUGUCUUCCAAAGCUUGUAUGCUCAAAUGCUUGCCGGCCUAGCUGACCGGCUUGCCGUCUUUCAGAUAGGUUCAGUUUUUCCACCAAGCUUUCUCCAGGCUAUCCGCUUUCUUGAGCUUCACUUUCAGGACCUUGCAGCAGAUAUUGAGCAUGGGACAGUCAAUCCACAAGUCACUGACACAGCAAUUAGAGCAGCAUUAGUAAACAUUCUCACCCCGGACCCAGAAAAUGCAGCACACAUAAGGAAGGAAUGUUCAAGUGGGGAUUGGCAGGGUAUCAUUAGGAGGAUUUGGCCGAAUACAAAAUUCCUGGAUAUUUUAGUGUCAGGAGCAAUGGUGCAGUAUAUCCCAAGCUUGAACUUCUACAGUGGGGACUUGCCUUUGGCCAGCUAUCUCUAUGGAUCAUCAGAGUGCUUAGUUGGGUUGAACUUAUAUCCUUUUACUAAGCCUGAGGACAUCGCCUAUACCAUUAUGCCUAACAUGGCAUACUUCGAGUUUUUGCCUGUCAAGCCUGUAGAUGAUGUUGGCCAGAUAAGGGCAGAGCAAGUGGUGGACCCUGUGGAUUUGGCUCACGUAGAGGAUGGAAAAGAGUAUGAGAUUAUUGUGACCACUUAUUCUGGUCUUUACCGCUAUAAAAUUGGAGACGUACUAAGGGUUGCCAAAUUCUACAACAAAGCUCCCCAAUUCCAGCUUGUUGGCCGGAAAAAUGUUUGCCUCAGCAUUGAUGUGGACAAAACAGAAGAGACAGAGUUACAGAAGGCCAUAGCUGCAGCUGAACUUUCUCACCUUAGGCCACAUAAUGCAAGAGUUCUUGACUACACUUGCUAUACUGAUGUUAAGACAAUUCCAGGGCAUUAUGUUAUUUACUGUGAACUUCCACCAGACAAUUAUAGUGAGAACUCUUCAUUCUCACUGAUAAUCGACCAAUGCUGCCUCACUAUUGAAGAGUCGCUAAAUUCUGUUUACAGAUCACUGCGUGCCUACUACAAAAGAAUAGGACCAUUGGAGAUCAAGCUUGUGAAAAGUGGCACAUUCCAUGAAGUAAUGGACCAUGCUAUAGCUAGAGGUGCUUCUGCUGCACAAUACAAGCUUCCUAAGUGUGUCAAAUCUACUUGGAUGCUGGAGAUAUUGGAGGCGAGGGUUGUGUCAGCUCAUUCUAGUCCAGGUGUUCCAACUUGGUCGCCAUGUCCACAGCAGAAGAUGGCUUCAAACGGAUAAGCUCAAGUUUCUGGAAGGAGAUCUACUUGCAUUAUAUUUUGUCUGCGGGUCUGUAUUGGUUGUAUACAAUUUUCUGGUGGUUCUAUCUAUCUAUGAACAUGAACUUCUUCCCUA